Molecule: messenger RNA, 807 nt
Organism: Aedes albopictus (Asian tiger mosquito)
Lineage: Eukaryota; Metazoa; Arthropoda; Insecta; Diptera; Culicidae
Product: transmembrane protein 14 homolog
Exons: 2
Coding region: 170-550 (126 amino acids)
Biological process (GO): regulation of heme biosynthetic process
Cellular component (GO): mitochondrial membrane
Source: RefSeq, a predicted model, not a curated record
ACAAAAACAAUCGAUGUGUUUAUGUGGGCCGCGUACAGUCUCAACGAUCUAUUGCAAUAUAGGACGCGAAUGUAAUUCAAAUCUGAAAAGAUAACAUUAAGCCUCUCAUCUUCUGGGCCCUAUUACCUAGUAUUAAUUGCAGUAAUCGCAGCGAUAAACCUAGAGCACUAUGAUUGAUGUGGUUGGAAUAAUAUUCGCUCUGCUCGUAGCAGCUGGUGGGAUUUUCGGCUAUGUAAAAGCAGGAUCCCUUCCCUCACUGAUAGCAGGCGUAUCGUUCGGCAUCCUACUGGGAGUGGGGGCGUAUUUCAACUCCAUCCAGGAACCAAUCCCAUUGAUUCAAAUAAUCUUCCUGGUGCUGCUGGGUGGCCUCAUGGGAUUCCGCUGGAUGCGAACGGGAAACUUUAUGCCACCGGGAAUGAUCACAGUGCUGAGCGUGGCCGUAUUGGUGUGGACAUGCGUAAUCUAUCGAGACCACUUGCCGUUCGCUUCGAAACCGGAGGUUACUGAUAAUGUUCCCAAGGCUGACGAAACCGUCACCAUGAUGCAGUGAGCCAACAUGCCCGUAUAAUUGACAUCUCAUCAGGAAUCUACGCAAACUAUGUGUUUGGGAUAAUUUUAGGAUAAUGUGACAACAGUAAGACUAAUGUGUAACAGUAACAUAUGGAUUGGUUCGCAUAACAAGCUACCUAUAUACCUAUAACUUCGUCGGUAUCAAUCAUCGGACCUCCGAACAGAACAAAUUUGAGAUGCUAUAUUUUAUAAUCAUAUUUUGAAUAGUAAUAAAAAGGUUUCUUUCUGUAAGUAAAA